Molecule: messenger RNA, 1467 nt
Organism: Microplitis demolitor
Lineage: Eukaryota; Metazoa; Arthropoda; Insecta; Hymenoptera; Braconidae
Product: trafficking protein particle complex subunit 13
Exons: 10
Coding region: 164-1378 (404 amino acids)
Cellular component (GO): TRAPPIII protein complex
Source: RefSeq, a predicted model, not a curated record
CAGAAUAAAAAAACUGUCAUGGAGUAAAAAAUUGUAAUCAACAAUUAGAUUUCUAAAAAAAAAAUUAUUUAUAUUUUAUUUAAAAUAAACUUUUUAUUAUUAGUUAUUUUAUUUAGUGUACAUAUAUUUGGUUUUUCGUAAUAAUUUAUUUAAAUAAAUAAAUAUGGAUGCGAAACCUAAAAAUGAACAUCUUUUAGCUUUAAAAGUUAUGAGAUUAACGAGACCAACAAUGGCAACACCUGUCAUAGUAACAUGUGAUUCAACAGAUUUACCUGGAAAUACAUUAAAUAAUGAAUUAAAAAACGAUUGUACUGCAUUGCAAGGUAUGGAGAGUCUUGCUGUUGGACAAUUUAUGGUAUUACCUCAAAGUUUUGGCAAUAUUUAUUUAGGAGAAAUAUUUUCUUGUUAUUUGUGUGUACAUAAUGGUAGCAGUCUAGUCGUUAAACAUAUUAACGUGAAGGCGGAUUUACAAACGAGUACGCAAACAAUCCAGUUGUCGAAUAAAAAUGUAAAUAUUGAUGAGUUACCGCCUGAUAAUACCAUUGAUGAAGUAAUUCACCAUGAAGUAAAAGAAAUAGGAACUCAUAUAUUAGUUUGCGAAGUAAAUUAUAUUUCGUCGGCCAUAGGAUCAGUAGCUCAGUCAUUUAGAAAAUUUUUUAAAUUUCAAGUUGUCAAGCCCCUGGAUGUUAAAACAAAAUUUUUUAACACCGAGUGUGAUGAAGUUUACGUAGAAGCACAAAUUCAAAAUUUGACAGCAGGCCCAAUAUGUUUAGAAAAAGUAUCCCUGGAGUCAUCACAUUUAUUUACGGUCUCGGCGCUUAAUACAAAUGAAAAAGGAGGUUCAGUUUAUGGUAAAGUAAAUCUACUAGACCCGAACUGCUGUCGGCAGUAUCUCUAUUACUUGAAACCGCAGCCAAGUUUGAUGAAAGAUCCAAAAUUGAUACAUAAUGCCACUAAUAUCGGUAAGCUUGAUAUUAUUUGGAGAAGCAACAUGGGGGAGAGAGGCCGAUUGCAAACUAGUCAGCUAACAAGAUUGGCUUCUGAUCACGGGGAUUUAAAAGUCACUACAAAAGAUAUUCCUAUCACUGUGCUACUAGAAAAUCUGAUAGAUUUUAAAUGUCAUAUUGUAAAUACAUCAGAACGAAACAUGGAUUUAUUAUUGAGUCUAGAGUCAAAUAGCUCGUUAGCUUGGUGUGGAAUAUCCGAUAUUACGAUAGGAAAUUUAAAAUCAGGAGCUUUUAUUGAUGUUCCUUUACGUUUGAUACCAUUAGAAAGUGGUCUAAUUACCAUAUCAGGAUUAAAACUGAUGGAUACUUUCUUGAAGAGAGUUUAUGACUACGAACAUCUUGCACAAAUAUUUGUCUCACAAGUGGAUUAAAAAAAAUAUUUAUAGUAGAUACAUAAAAAAUAUAUUUUUUAUAUUGUCUACUUUAAAUUUAGAGUACAGCUGAAUUAUAUUUAAAAUAA